Molecule: messenger RNA, 339 nt
Organism: Colletotrichum orchidophilum
Lineage: Eukaryota; Fungi; Ascomycota; Sordariomycetes; Glomerellales; Glomerellaceae
Exons: 3
Coding region: 1-339 (112 amino acids)
Source: RefSeq, a predicted model, not a curated record
AUGCAGUUCUCCAUCGCAAAGGUCGCUUCCGUCUUCUUCCUUCUCUCGGCUGCAUCUGCCAAACUUCACGACAGCUGCACCUGUCACAACGGUGACAGCUACAACUGGCGCAUCACCAUCAAGGCUUGCUCGCUUUACGCCUCCAAGAACUACCAGUGGGGCAAUGGUACCUACAACACCGAGUCCGGACGUUGCACCCAGAACACCGCCAACGACCAACUCGCUGGCGAUCAAUGGGAGGAUGCUUGCCGCGAGAUCGCCUCCAGCGGCUUCGACUGCGCCGACGGCAAGGGCCUGUACUGCAAGGCCAGCCCCGACGACGUUCGCGGGUGGUGCUAA